Lolium perenne is the source of this 579-nucleotide messenger RNA. Lineage: Eukaryota; Viridiplantae; Streptophyta; Magnoliopsida; Poales; Poaceae. The record is from RefSeq and is a predicted model, not a curated record.
AUGAGCACCGAGGAGAAGAACAUGUGCGGUGUAGCCCUGGCCGUCGGCACAGAACCCCACUUAAGUGGGGUCGGCCGCGGGCCGCCUCGCCUCAUCCCCAAACACGCCCUUCCCCCCGCGCCCACGCCUCCCCCGCGCGCGCGCCGCCUCGCCUGCCCAAGCGCCGCCGCCGUCCUCCCGCCGCUCUGCCGCGCGCCACGCCACUGCCUCGCGCCGCCGCCGCCUGCCGCCGCCUGCCGCCGCACCACGCCCUCCUCCGGCCCGCGCCACGCCUCGCUUCAGCGCCGCCGCCGUCCUCCCGGCCCGCCGCCACUGCCCAGCGCGCCGCCGUCCUCCCGGCCGCCGCUUCGCUCUGCCACGCGCCGCUGCCCUGCCGCCGCCCUGCCGCUGCGCUCACGCCCUCACCGGCCCGCGCCCACGCCCUGCCCAGCGCCGCUGCCGUCCUCCGGCCCGCCGCCCUGCCUCAGCGCUGCUGCCGUCCUCCGGCCGCCGCCGCCUGCUCCCAGCGCCGUCCUCGCCGCAGCCAUCCACCGCGCCGUCCCUCAGCCCUCGCCUCCUGCCCCUGAAUUUGCAAAUUGA